Messenger RNA from Cutaneotrichosporon oleaginosum, 1959 nucleotides. RefSeq lists its product as uncharacterized. The record is from RefSeq and is a predicted model, not a curated record. Gene Ontology annotation, molecular function: 1-alkyl-2-acetylglycerophosphocholine esterase activity. Lineage: Eukaryota; Fungi; Basidiomycota; Tremellomycetes; Trichosporonales; Trichosporonaceae.
CAACCGUCGUCACAGCACCGCCCUGCUCGGUUCAGCUGCCCAGUUGUUCUGGCGGUACGACAGUAGAGACGCUACGGCGCAGCCACCGCGUGCAGGUGUCAGUGCUUCAGCCCACACGCAAACGAAGAUUGCGGAUCGAACGAGGUCUUCUCCAUCACUCUUUCCACCAACAUAAGCACCACCACCACCGUUUCCCCACAGCCACGUCCCUCGUCCUGUAGCCCCCCCCCCGAUGCUCUCUCUCCCCUACAUCCCUCUCCUGUCGUCCACGCUACCCCCGCCGCCCGCCCCCGUAGGCUACGCGACGGUCCGCGCGCCCGCGCGCGCCUGGAGCCUGCCGUCGCCGAUAUUCCGGGCGCCGUCGCCGCGCGCCGGCGAGCCCGCCCUCCGCAUCUCGCGCAGCACAUGGGCGCUAUACUACCCGACCACCGAAGCUGGUGGCAGCGUGCAGUGGAUCCCGGAACCCGUGACGGGCGUGCUGCGCGGCUACGACCGCUACUUUGGCGCGGGGGCCGGCUGGCUGCUUCCGCUCAUCCGCGGCGCGGCGGCGCGGUACCACGUGCCCGUGGCGCCGAAUGCGCCGCUCAAGCCCGCGCACACGCCCUACCCCCUCGUCAUCUUCUCGCACGGGAUAUGCGGCACGCGCACGACGUAUUCGCAGUGGGCGGCGGCGCUCGCGAGCGAAGGAUACGCCGUGCUCGCCGUCGAGCACGCGGACGGGUCCGCGCCCUGCGUCCUCCUCCCCGACGGCGAAAUGGGGUAUACCGUCAUGAAGGAGCUCGAAUGGGGGACGCCGACGUCGUCGUCCCCAUCGCUGGGCUCGGGCACGCCUUCGUCGAGCUCGUCCGCCUCGCUAUCCUCUAGUUCUACCAAGCUCGGCCGACGAAGCCAGCGCGCGACGGAAGCCGAGUUCCGCGCGCUGCAACUCGACCAGCGCGUGCGCGAAGUGUACGCGGCGCACGCGGCGCUCGAGGCCAUGCUCAGCCCCGCCGGCGACGGCGACGCGGACGCCGGCGUCGCUGUCGACGGCCUCUCGGCGCCCGAAGCGGCGGCAUGGAUCUCCAGCCUCGCGGGACACAUCGACACGGCGCGCCCCGCGCUCGCGGGCCACUCGUUCGGCGCGUCCACCGUCUUCCGCGCGCUCGAAGCCCCCCCGCCAGACUAUGCGCGCAUGGACGUGUGCGCCGCCCUCGCCCUCGACCACUGGUGGGAGCCGUUCCCGUUCGUGCGCCCCGCGCGGGGGCCGGCGCCGAGCCCGCCGCUGCUCGCGAUCAACAGCCAGGAGUAUACGCAGGCGCGGCAGUGGCCGCAUGUGUUGCGCACGUGUGUGGAUGCGCGCGCGGACCUCGUCACGAUCUUGGGCACGAACCACGAGUCGUUCUGCGACUUUCCCGUCAUCGUGACUGCGUCGCCUGCGACGGAGCGCGCGUAUCUCGCCACAAUACACCGGCUUACUCUCGCCCUGCUGCGGGGCACGCUUGCCGAGGAAAAGGAGAUGCAAGGCGAGCCGGACGGCGGGGCGUGGGCGCGCACGUGGCUUGGCCGGAUGGCAGGCCGGCGGGGGGAGGUGGUGGUGCAUCUCCGUGCGGGGGAGGGGAGGGGGCGGACGAAGGAUGCGCGAGAGGCUGGGCUGGCGAAGAGUGGGUUGGAGAAUGGCCGAGUGGAGAAUGGGCAGGCGCAGGCAUCGCCCGCCCACUGACCUUAUACAUAUGUAGCACCCGGUAUAAUGUGUCGACGAGGCUGAGGACUCGUAAACGUCUCAGAUAGAAUGCGAAGUAACUCGCGCAACGCUGUCCCGCCUGUGUAGCAACUGCCCCCCCAUCACAAACAAGAGUGCAUUCCCCGGCCUCUGCACGCGCCGAAAAUAUAUAGUGCUACAACCAGCGUCCUCCUCCUGGUCAUGGUAUAUUACGGCUCGUGCGAGCCUCAAUGUUCGUGUAGUAUGAGAAAUGCGUGGAC